UCCACUACAUGCGCGAACACGAGGAGAUGGAGGAUUACACGUUUCUGCAAGCGGGCGGCGAAUGGAACUUCACGCACGCAGACAUUCGGGUGGGAGCAGGAGGGGCUCUGCUGACAAAGCAGCGGGCGCGAGCUCGACUCACUUGGUGUUGCGUCGGGGGGGUCGACGAUGCAGACUUCAGGGCCAUCAAUGGUGUGGUUUCAAUCGACUCCAGCGCCUGCCAAGCUCAUGCAGUUGUACUGGAGUUGUGCGGACUGCAGAGCGGAACGGCUGUGUUUCUGACCCACUCAGGCACGUUCAAAGGCGAGAGCUGCCUCUUCCAGCACAACUACAACCAUGUCCAGAUCUUUGCCCAUACCGCCGUAUCUCUCACCAACUGCACCAUGUGGAACCAUUCCAGCACGCUGUGGGUCGGGCAUGAGCUGUGCGACGAGGAGGCGAUCAUCCACCUUGACGGUGUUGCCGUCUUCGGUUCGCUAUGGCGCAACGACUGGCGGCCGGCUAUCUGUGACUUCAACAAUGUCUUCGAGUACUCCAAGGCCGCACGCCCUGACAGGCCAUACCCGCCUCAGAGGAAAGUCAGGACUGCCAGUGGUGCGGCCAGCAAGCCGAGGGCACCCACUGAGAGCGGCGGAGGACUGGGAGGAUGCGGCAGUGGAGGAUGUGGUAGUGGAGGAUGCGGGGGCGGCGGCUGUGGGGGCGGUCUUGAUUAGUGAUGAUGUAAAAUUAGUUGCG
This is a messenger RNA of Guillardia theta CCMP2712, 735 nucleotides long. RefSeq lists its product as hypothetical. Lineage: Eukaryota; Cryptophyceae; Pyrenomonadales; Geminigeraceae. The coding region runs from base 9 to 713 and encodes 234 amino acids. The record is from RefSeq and is a predicted model, not a curated record. The transcript has 4 exons.